AUGCAAAACAUACAUGAAGAUUCAACCAUACUUAGCUCUGAUGACAUGCUUGAAAGUGUUGUUGGUAUUGAUCCUCUCAAUAGCAUACUACCAACAGAGCCUCCCUUAGAGCCAUACGAAGGAAUGGAGUUUGCAUCAAUUGAAGAGACGAGAAUUUACUACAUAAGGUAUGCUAAGAAUACAAGUUUUAGUUUUCGUAUGGGUCGUGUUAUUAAAUCAAGAACAAAUGGUAUGAUAAUAGGUCGAGAAUUUCUCUGUUCAAAGGAGGGAUUUCAGGCAAAAAAAUAUGUGAAAGAAGAAAGUAAUAGUAUUAUCGUACACGAUGAAACAAGGGUAGGAUGCAAGGCAAUGUUGUAUUUAAAGAAAAAUGGAGAAAUAUGGAUUGUUUUAAGAUUUGCCCUAUCUGUCUUAUGUACUGAAAGUGGUGGUGUUGAUAAUGUUAGAUUUAGUCCACAAGAUGUUAUCAAUUACUUAACUGAAAAGAGACAAAAAAAGUUAGAAAAUGGAGAUGCUCAAAUGAUGUUAUCAUAUUUUAAAAGUUGUCAAUUGAAGAAUCCUGCAUUUUUCUAUGCAUUUCAAAUGGACGCUGAAGGAAGAUUAGCAAAUUGUUUUUGGGUUGAUUCAAGGUCCAAAAUGGCAUAUAAAUACUUUGGUGAUGUUGUUACUUUUGAUCUGACGCAUUUGACAAAUAAAUAUAAAAUGCCUUUUGUUCCAUUCACAGGAGUUAAUCAUCAUCAACAAUCCAUUCUUUUUGGUUGUGCUCUAUUAUGGGAUGAAACUAUAGAGAGUUUUUUUUUGUUGCUAAGUACUUGGUUAGAAGCAAUCAGUGGAAUUUCUUCUAAAACUAUCAUCACCGAUCAAGAUGUUGCUAUUAGUAAUGUAGUUGCAAAGGUAUUUCUAAAGGUUAAUCAUCAUUAUUACAUGUGGCAUAUUGAGAAAAAUGUUCCUGAAUACUUGAAUCGUGUCUAUCAUGAACAUGGUGAAUUUAAAAAUCAAUUUUACAAGUGCAUCCACCAAUCUACCACUGUUGAAGAAUUUGAUUCUGAUUGGGAAGCAAUGAUUGAUAAAUAUGGAUUACAAGAUAAUCAAUGGCUAAACAAGACAUUCUCCAUUCGAGAAAAAUGGAUUCCUGCUUAUGUACGUCACAAUUUUUGUGCAGGAAUGUCUACCACUCAAAGGAGUGAAAGUAUGAAUAAAUAUUUUAAGGAUUUUUUGAAUUCAAGUACUUCAUUAAGCCAAUUUGUGACACAAUAUGAAAAAGCUCUUGAUGCACGUUACAACAAGGAAAGAGAGAAGACUUUCAAAACAAGAAAUUCAAAGUCACUUUUACGAACUUUAUAUCCCAUGGAAGAAGAAACUUCAAAAAUUUAUACAAGAAAAAUGUUUAGAAUAUUUCAAGAUGUUAACAUAGCUUUGCAUGACCCUCCACUUAUAGCAACUAAAGGACGUCCGCAGACUUUGCGAAUGAAAAGUAGUUUGGAGAUGGUCAGAAAAGGUUCCUCUACUUGUAGUUAUUGCAUGAAAAAGGGUCAUACUAAGCCUAAAUGUCCAAAUUUAAAUCAAACAAGGUGA
This is a messenger RNA of Lathyrus oleraceus (garden pea), 1572 nucleotides long. RefSeq names its product protein FAR1-RELATED SEQUENCE 5. Gene Ontology annotation, biological process: regulation of DNA-templated transcription. Lineage: Eukaryota; Viridiplantae; Streptophyta; Magnoliopsida; Fabales; Fabaceae. Bases 1 to 1572 code for a protein of 523 amino acids. The transcript has 3 exons. The record is from RefSeq and is a predicted model, not a curated record.